AUGGAAUACGACCUUCCAAAAAAAUGGAGCUUUCUCACCCUAAGAAUGGAGAGCUAGCAUAUCUUCCCAACCAACAUAUGCAUAUGGAAUACGACCUUCCAAAAAAAAUGGAGCUUUCUCACCCUAAGAAUGGAGAGAGUGCCAAUACCCAAAAUGUUCAAAGGGAGGAAAAUUUUGUUCUGCUUGAGAAUUCGCGUUUGAGAGCAGAACCCAAACGUUUACUAUGCUCUCAUUGUGAAUCUAUGUCGUUUAUCUCAGAGGAAAUGAAAACCAAAUCUGAUAUCCUUCAUCGGAAUGCUGACGGCAAAAAAAAGCAUGCAAAUGCAUUGGCCUUUUUGCGACGUGUAUUUGCAUAAGAAGAUUCAAACCGCAAUAAGACCUCAUAAU
Messenger RNA from Ipomoea nil (Japanese morning glory), 387 nucleotides. RefSeq lists its product as uncharacterized. Lineage: Eukaryota; Viridiplantae; Streptophyta; Magnoliopsida; Solanales; Convolvulaceae. The transcript has 4 exons. Bases 24 to 356 code for a protein of 110 amino acids. The record is from RefSeq and is a predicted model, not a curated record.